This is a messenger RNA of Halteromyces radiatus, 1064 nucleotides long. RefSeq lists its product as uncharacterized. Gene Ontology annotation, molecular function: enzyme regulator activity; glutamate-cysteine ligase catalytic subunit binding. Gene Ontology annotation, cellular component: glutamate-cysteine ligase complex. The transcript has 4 exons. Gene Ontology annotation, biological process: glutathione biosynthetic process. NCBI's taxonomy places the organism in Eukaryota, Fungi, Mucoromycota, Mucoromycetes, Mucorales, Cunninghamellaceae. The record is from RefSeq and is a predicted model, not a curated record. The coding region runs from base 40 to 867 and encodes 275 amino acids.
UUUUUUUUUCUUCUUCUUCUUCAAAAGAAGGAAUUCACAAUGCCAGCACAACAAGUACCACAUACCAUGGGUUUACCUGACUUUAAACAAAUGGUGCUUUAUACUGGGAAUGUCAUGCGUACAAGACUUAUCAAUCGAACAAAAGCACACCAAAAGAUGUCAAAUACAGAGCUUAUAGAUGCUAUUGAUGAUACUAUCAAGACUUCUUUACAAGGUCAAGAUGCUCCAUCUUUUCGAUAUUUCUCAGAUGAAUCUUUAUUGGAAGUUCCUGAUCUCCGACACAACAGUAUUAUUUCCAUUGAUGAUCGUGAUGAAGUAGAAGUGACAGCCAAACUCUUUUCUACCAAUGGUACUUUAUACCCUACUGAUGUUGAUAACUCUAUCUUAUUAUUACAAAGACUUUUGGGUGUAUCAUCAAUUGAUUCCUUCGUUUUAUCCUCAUCGUCACCAAUCACUGCUAAUAAGACAUGGAAGUCUUUGGAAAAUUACUAUACUCAAGGUGUCAUCAAUAAAUUGGGUGUCUCGGAUCUUUCGGAACAAGAGUUGAUCAGUGUAUUGGAUAAUCCGGAAUUUGAAGUGAAACCAUCUAUGAAUCAAGUUAAUUACAGUUGUUGUGAUAUUCCUGCAUCUAUGAUCAAACUAGCAAAACAAUAUGGUGUUGAUUUGGUAUAUACACUGGAUUCCAAAGAUAUCUUGACGAAACAAGAACUGACUCAAAUAUUACAAACAACUGGUGUUAUCAAUACAAAAAAAUCUAUGUCUCCACGAUGGGUACUCAAAUAUGAUGUAUUUGUAAAGAAUCGUAGUGUGGUAGCUGAUAAAGGAUAUAUUAUCACUGGUGACAUAGAAAUCUCACCCUCUUCAUGAUGUAAUUUUUUUUUUUUGUACCUUUAUCUACUCUAUAUAUUUUACUGUUUUAUCUUCGUCCCAUAUAAUCAUAUUUUAUAUACACUCUAUUCAAUUACACUUCAUGAACAACUAGUCAGUUUUUAUUUAUUUAUAAUUUUUUUUUCAUCUUUACAUAUACAUUCAAAUAAAUAUCAUCAUACCAUCAUUACUAUUUU